Molecule: messenger RNA, 5988 nt
Organism: Xyrauchen texanus (razorback sucker)
Lineage: Eukaryota; Metazoa; Chordata; Actinopteri; Cypriniformes; Catostomidae
Product: gastrula zinc finger protein XlCGF8.2DB-like
Exons: 3
Coding region: 154-1083 (309 amino acids)
Cellular component (GO): nucleus
Source: RefSeq, a predicted model, not a curated record
AGGAAGUAAGAUGCAGACCACACAGCUUAAUUUCUGUGCAUCAAAAAUUAUAUUUCACGCCUUUCCAGAGAUACUCCGUCUGUAAAGAAAGAGGAAUAAGGUGGAAUAUAAAGAGUCAAGUGUAACAGCUGAUAUUGACAAAAUAUUGCAGAAAUGAAGUGUAUUAAAGAGGAGAAAGAAGACUUGAGUUAUCCAGAGACAUGGAUAAUAAAACGUGAAGAUACAGAGGAACAAAGAGACUUGUUGCAAGUGAAAGAGGAAAGUCAAGAACUGAAUGACGUGGAGGAGAAUCAUCAGUAUGAUAAAUCUGAUAAUUUAAUAACUGGUGAAGAAUCGAUUGGUUGCCCACAGAGAGAAAACUAUUUCACACAGAAAAGAACUCGAAGAACAAGAGCCAAAACAAUAUUAACUUGUCCUCAAUGUGGAAAGAGUUUCACACAAAAAGGAGAUCUUGAAAGGCACCUGAGAAUUCACACGGGAGAGAAGACUUUCUCCUGCACUGAGUGUGGAAAGAGUUUCACUCAAAAAAUACACCUUAAGAGGCACCUGAGUCUUCACUCCGGAGAGAAGCCUUUCGCAUGCAUUCAGUGUGGAAACAAUUACACAGAGAAAGGACAGCUUGAGAUUCACAUGAGAAUUCACACUGGAGAGAAACCAUUUACCUGUCAUCAAUGUGGAAAGAGUUUUACACAAAAAGGAAGCCUGAAGUGUCACAUUAGAAUUCACACUGGAGAGAAGCCUUUCAUGUGCCAUCAGUGCGGAAAGAGUUUCACACAAGCAAGCCACCUCACGGUUCAUCAACAAUAUCAUUCUGGAUUAAAACCAUUUAACUGUGAUCAGUGUGGUAAAAACUUUAUGUGGGAAUCACAUCUAAAGGUACACCUGACAGCUCAUGCAAAUGAGAAGCCUUAUGUUUGUUCCUUUUGUGGAAAGAGUUUCAUUACAUCAGGACACCUGAAAACACAUGAGAGAGUGCAUACCGGAGAGAAGCCAUACCACUGCACUUCAUGUGGGAAGAGUUUUGCUCAGUCAGGUGGUCUACAGAAGCAUUUAAAAAGGCAUUGUUCAAAGUUGUUCUUGUGAGCAAAGUUCAUCUUCAGGGUCAACACUUACACUGGCAGCCAAAAGUUUGGAAUAAUGUACCGAUUUUGCUCUUGUGGAAAGAAAUUGGUACUUUUAUUCACCAAGAUGGCAUUAAACUGAUCACAAUGUACAGUCAGGACAUUAAUAAUGUGAAAAAUUAUAAUUAGAAUUAUUUUUUUCAGAACUUCUUAAACUACUUAAAAAGAGUAGUUUACCACAUGCAUCAAUGACAACUUUGCAGAUCUUUGGCAAAAGGACAGGAGGAGGGCUUCUACGACUUGGUUCAUAAUAAACUACAACCAAUAACUGUAAUUAAGUAGACGUGCAUAUUUUCAGAAUUUACCAGGUAUUCCAACUUCCUUGCUCACUUUCGUCCAAGCGAUGUCUUUUUUCGUCCAGUCUCUGUACAUGUAUGUCAUUGUGCCAUACAAUUCCGUGUGCUCACGCACUGCUAAAAAAAAUGUAAAUAAAUGUUUCCAGAUUUCUUUUGCUACUAUGUCAGUGACAUCCGGACAAUCUCAAUGCUGAUAGGCUUUCGUGACAAUGCGUCAUGUGGAUUUGAAGCGAUUUCGCCUGUUCGAGUCACACCAUUCACUUGAUUCGUGCCGCUCGAAAUGCUCACUUCACAAUGUAUAUGAACGCACCAUUAGAGCCAGUUGUCCUUUGUCUUUGAAGACUGUAGUGACACCUUUGUAUGAAAUCUUCAGUUUUUCUGCAAUUUCAAGCAUUGUAUAUCCUUCAUUCCUCAAAACAAUGAUUGACUGAUGAGUUUUUAAAGAAAUCUGUUUCUUUUUUCCAAUCUAUUACAUACUGUGGCAACUCAAAAACAAACUCAGACACAAUGUUAAGCUUCAUUAUGAACCAAAUUGUUUCAACUGUGUUUGAUAUAAUGGCAAGUGAUUUUCUAGUACGAUUAGCAUGAUUACUCAAGGAUAAGGUGUUGGAUUGAUGGCUGCUGGGAAUGGGGCCUGUCUGGAUUUGAUCAAUAAUUACUUUUUUCAGAUAGUGAUGGUGAUGUUUGUUUACAUCAGUAAUGUCCUGACUAUACUUUGUGAUCAGUUGAAUUAGGGCUGGGAUAAACGAUUAUUUUUUAAACGAUUAAUCUAGCGAUUAUUUUUUCGAUGCAUCGAUUAAUCUAACGAUUCAUUUUCCAGUCCGAUUCGAUUCGAUUAAUCGACUUGUGACAACACCGUUAAUACCGGUUUCAUCGGGGGUGGGGGUGUAUAAAAUGUAAAAAAAAAAAAAACAUUUGCCGGGAGUUUGAUUGACUGGCGAUCUGAUCAAUCAAUCAUGAUACGCCAUUUUUGUCCGACAAAGUAGUCAGGAGAGAGAAGAUUAGCGUCGGUGGAUUUGAAUAAUGGAUUGUAGGCUACUGUACUGACGUCUUUCCGCGGUUAAAACAACAGUCCUUCUGAUGUAGGCUACAUUCAUGUUUAGCCUAUUUGAUGCUAUAAAUUAACCAAGGAAAAGAUGAUCGGUUCACGAGCAGCUUUAACUGAGGCAAUCUGUCACGACACAUUAAAGAGCCACAAAAUAGUAGGCCUAUUUAUGGUUUAAUUUUGUUUGAAUGACCAAAUUUGAAAGUUGAGACUUUAUUAAAUGUUACCUGCUUGGUCCUGUCUGUCAGCGCGUUGUCAGUGUCCUCUAUGUAUUUUUCACGACAUUCAUAGCUAUAAGCGCAUUAUUAAUAGCUAUAAGCGAAAACUUUAGGUGUCGACAACGUAUUAUAUAUAGCCUACUCCAACAUCGAGUGCAAAGUGGGGAGUUGAAAAAAACUUACGGUGCUCUGUCAUCUGCGGCUGCUCCCGGGUGGCGCUAGAAUGGAAGGCCAUCUCCAUUUUGGAGACGACAUAUCACGGAAUUGUUUCCUUUUAAAUUAAAUAAUUCCCAUACUUUAGAGGAACGAGUGCAUGCCGCCUUGCACUUCUAUAGUCUGAGGAUCCACUCGUGUUGGCGCCGGCGCCGGCGCCGCCAUCUUUGUUUUGGGUCUGACAAUUCGACGCGCAUAUUUUGCGUCGACGUCAUCCCAGCCCUAGUGCUGGUACAUUGCCGUGGUGCUAGAAUGGAAGGCCAUCUCCAUUUUGCAAAGACGACAUAUCACAUAAUUUUUUCCUUUUAAAUUAAAGAAUUCCCAUACUUUAGAUGAACGAGUGCGUGCCGCCUUGCACUUCUGGUAGUCUGAGGAGCCACUCGUUUUGCUUCUACUCUCCGGCGCCGCCAUCUUUGUUUUGGUCUGACGAAUCGACGCGCAUAUUUUGCGUCGACGUAUUUUUUGCGUCGACGUCAUCGAUUACGUCGACGCGUCGUCCCAGCCCUAAGUUGAAUGUCUCUUUUGUGAAUUAAAGUACCUAAUUUCCAUCUGAAACAGCAAAAUCUGUACAUUAUUCCAGACUUUUGGCUGCCAGUGUAAUUAAAGCAUCAUUACACUAUUGUAAUGUAACACAACUUCAGUCAGAUCACUAGAUCUGCUUGCUGUAGUUAAAAAUAAUCAAACCAAUAAAAUAACAUAAAGACACAUUAGAUAUGGACAGAAAAAUGCCAUUAAAUGCAUAUAAAUGAUAGGGCUGGAAGAUUGUGAGUUCUCGCCGUCAGUCAUCUGGGAGCACGUUGUAAGAACGAUGUUGUCUAUGAAAACGCUGCAUAGGAUCUAAGACUAUCUCAGAGUGCGUAUGCAAAUAAUGUUAAUUGUCAUGUGUGUCAUAAAUCAGUACAGUAAGUUUUCUUGAAUUUGUAUGUUUCAACAAUUAUCAUUAUGAUAAUAGUAAUGGCCUCUGGUAAUAUAUAUUUUAUAUUCUAAAAUAACAAUUAGUUUGAUAAAUUAUAUAUUGUAUAUAUUUAUUUUUUGAAUACAAAUGGACUUAAUACAGCCUUAUGGGUUCCUUUGCGCCAACUAGUCGCCUAGCUCAGACAAGGCACUGACUGGUCGAUUAGUAGUUUUAAAUUGGUGGUUUUGCACAUUCCUACCUUUUACCUGCAAAUGAUAUAUUACAGAGUGUAAACAUUGGUCAUUUCAGACACAAGGUUUUUUUUUUUUUUUUUUUUUUUACUUUUUAAUAAGUUAAAACAUCAACAAUAAAUAUCGAAUCGGCUUGGACAUAUCAUUGUAAUAUCGAAUUGGGGGUCUGUGGCAAUUCCCAGCCUUAAAAAAUGACCUUGUACAAAAUUACCUAUAGGCAUUUCAUUAAAUAUCGAGAAUUUGGUUAUUGAUCGGCAUAAUAUUUUAUCAAUACAUUUUUUAACCAUCGAUAUAUUAACAGCCAACGUUUUAAUUAGAAACGUAAUUUGUGUGCUUUCAAUUCACUGCCAGUUUCAUUCCAUUCGAUAUAAGUCUGACAUAAUAGCUUUGGGAAGCCACAAUGGGCGACAUAACAUUUACUGACUAUGGUCGCAAUGUGGAAAAGGCAACACACACACAUAUUACGAGCUGAUGGCAGUCAAAAGUUCCGAAGGUUGUUGAACUUUAGAAUUAACAAAUUGUUAUUGAUGAGUUUGCAGGUAAGUGUAUGAAACUGAACGAUUAUAAAAGGUGACGUUUAUUAUGCAUUUUUCCUGUAUGUAGCAUUGAAUAGAUCUUUCAUUCAAGCUGUCAAACCACAAAAAGACAUACUUGCUACUGAAAACAGAUUGUGCAGGCUAUAUGAAAAAUACUUAUAUAUCAUCCAGUUAUGACUAGAGUAAAUAAUCUAUGUCCUUAGAUAAUGAUGUGGGUCGAAGUUAAUGGAAAACUCUGCAUGUUGAGCGCUGUGGCACUGUAGAAUAUUAAACAGCUUCUUAAAACAUGAUAUGAAACAAUUAUCUUCUUUACAAUUUCUUACAAACAGUUCUAGUACUUGAAGAGAAACAGAUGUAUCUCACUGAACAAGAGAGUAUCAUGAAAGUGGAAUUUUGUUUUAAUUAACUUACUAGCUAUUACCUGUGUCAACAACCAGUAAAAAGAGCCUUUCUUCAGCAGAGAACUGCAUCACUACUGCUAUCAGCAUGACCUGGAAAACAUAUCUAACUAUAAGAGAUUCUUCCUGAAAGUAUAGUUUGAACUUUUGCAUGUGUCUUGGAGAAAAUAAUAGACUGGAAUUUUGAUUGAUGUCACAAUUUUGCAAUGAUAAAAUGUGAAGAAGAAAAAAACGAUUGGAAAGACAAAGCAAAAUAACACAAUACUCUCUAAUCUUGUCACUGUUACAAUAUUGUUUAGCCAAAAGAUAGUGCUUUUUAGUUAUUGUAAGGGGGAGCUGCAGUUAUACAGCUAGAGAGGCGGUUUUAUAAACAUGGCUACAUGAGUUUAAGUAUUACAUCAUUCAACACAAUGCCAGCAGAAAACCUUCCCAUAAAGCAAUGAUGUUUGAAAUGUAAAGAUGUGCAAAUCACAUCCUGUAUCAUUGAAGUCAACACAAAUUGCAGUGUUACAAAACUUAAAGAAUGUGUGUGAGCAGAGAGCAUGAUGAGUGAUUUGUUUUAAGAUGAAUCUCAGACUCUUUUUAAGUACAGAAGUAAACAUGUUAGUUACAAUAUAAAGUGCAAGAGAGACAAAUGUUCAGCAGAAAGGUGAUGCAAAUAUACACAAGUGUAUUUGCUUUGUUGUAUUAUUGAUGAUUUAUUGGUGUCAAAUUGAGGUAGUAGUCCACUUUGAAUAGAGCUUUUAAUAGUAGCUACUAAUGUGGUUGUCUUCUCUCUGAUUCUAACAGCAAAAACUUUUGUUCACUUAAGUCAAACCUCUGCUGAUUAUCCUUCAGGGCUUGUUUUAUUAAUGCAGUGGUGGAGCCAGGAUUGUUAUACAGGGACAACCAAUCAAUCAUUCUGGGACGGCACUUAAAAAAUCAUUUAUACAAAUGCAAAAACCUUAAAACUGUGCUGCUUUAGGUGCCAGUCAUCUAUAAUUAAUUGUACUUGUUUGCAAUUAAAGGAAUAUUC